GUGUCCCCGAGCGUGCAGAUCUGCGCCCCGGACUGCACGGCGUGGGACCCCUUGACCAAGGUGCGCGACCCCACCGACUGCACCAGGUACUACGUCUGCGCCGACACCUCCGGCAAUGGUGUGCUUUUACCAUCGACCGUGCCAGUGCAGUGCCCCGACGGACAGUACUUCAACGACCAGCACACCAACCCCCUCAUCAGCACCGCCCCCAGUGGCUACUGCUCACCACUCUGCAACCCGUGUGAGGCUCACUGCACCCACGCGGGAGAAGUCACUGCUAAUCCAGAGGAUUGCUUCAGUUACUAUGUAUGCCUUGAUGACGGACAUACUCUGUCCGUUCGCUGCCCGGCUGAAACACAUUACUUCGACUACAUGGCCGGGGAGUGCCAGACCGACACAACCCUCUGCUACCACUACUGCGACGCCUGCGAGCCCCACUGUACCCAGCAGAAUGAGCGUGUUCCAGAUCCGACUGACUGCCACAGGUUCUACCUCUGUACGCCGCCCACCAUGUCCAAUUUCCUGUGUCCCCAUGAACAGGUGUUCAACAGGGAGACUGGUGUGUGUGAAGCAGGGGCCAAGUGCAUUGUAGACUGUUUUAGCCGUAAAUGAUUGUCUUUGAUUGCAUUUGUAGAUGAAUCCCAUUAAAGAGCAAAAUAUAAUAAUUAUAUAUAGAAAAAUAAUAUUUUUCAUCUAUUCCUUUUGGCUGCAAGUAUGAAUUGAUAAAUUGUUUCCAUUUUUAUGUGAAAUAGAAAUGCAUUUUUAAAAAUAA
Messenger RNA from Penaeus monodon (black tiger shrimp), 772 nucleotides. RefSeq lists its product as uncharacterized. The record is from RefSeq and is a predicted model, not a curated record. Gene Ontology annotation, molecular function: chitin binding. Gene Ontology annotation, cellular component: extracellular region. NCBI's taxonomy places the organism in Eukaryota, Metazoa, Arthropoda, Malacostraca, Decapoda, Penaeidae.